Messenger RNA from Rhododendron vialii, 996 nucleotides. Its product is annotated as V-type proton ATPase 16 kDa proteolipid subunit-like. Gene Ontology annotation, molecular function: proton-transporting ATPase activity, rotational mechanism. Lineage: Eukaryota; Viridiplantae; Streptophyta; Magnoliopsida; Ericales; Ericaceae. Gene Ontology annotation, cellular component: proton-transporting V-type ATPase, V0 domain. Bases 275 to 772 code for a protein of 165 amino acids. Gene Ontology annotation, biological process: proton transmembrane transport. The transcript has 3 exons. The record is from RefSeq and is a predicted model, not a curated record.
ACGCAACCUAAAUCCAAAAUAGUCUCUCCCCACGCUGUGGCCAACCAGCACCUUUGCGCCAAUUGCCAUCACCACCACCACCUAUCCGAUCUGUCAUCUCUCUCUCCUCCACAGAAGUUAUUGAGACAGGACAAAGGAAACAAAUCAGAAAAACCAAAUCAAGAUCCUAGCACAAACCCUGAAAAAAGGCCAAAUCUCAAAUCAGCUUUCGGAUUUUUGCAUCAUAUAUCGCUCAGUUCAGUUUGUCCCAGAUCUAAUCCAAAAGUCACCAAUCAUGGCUGCAACUUUCAGCGGCGACGAAACGGCCCCGUUCUUCGGUUUCCUCGGAGCCGCCGCAGCGCUCGUUUUCUCCUGCAUGGGGGCUGCUUACGGAACUGCAAAGAGUGGAGUUGGUGUUGCCUCCAUGGGAGUUAUGAGACCAGAGCUUGUCAUGAAAUCAAUUGUUCCAGUGGUCAUGGCUGGAGUUUUGGGAAUUUAUGGCUUGAUUAUAGCUGUAAUUAUUAGCACAGGGAUAAACCCAAAGGCCAAAUCUUAUUACUUGUUUGACGGGUAUGCGCAUUUGUCCUCGGGUCUUGCGUGUGGGCUGGCUGGUCUAUCUGCUGGAAUGGCAAUUGGAAUCGUUGGCGAUGCAGGAGUGAGGGCUAAUGCUCAGCAGCCAAAGCUAUUUGUUGGUAUGAUCCUCAUACUAAUUUUCGCUGAAGCCCUUGCUCUCUAUGGUCUCAUUGUUGGGAUCAUUCUCUCUUCCCGAGCAGGCCAAUCCCGUGCAGAUUGAGGAGGCCAAUGAGGCUUUGAUCCCCUCAACUCUUCAAAUUGUAAGCUAAAGUUGGUGUCAUCGGCUGUUAUGCUGAGCCUGCAAUAUACUUUUAUCAGAUUUUCUAGUCUAUAAGUAUCUGGAUUCUGGAUAUUGUGAUGGAUAUUUGCCUUUUGUUUAUGAUUCUUUGAGAUCUUUUCAAGGGAUUGCUUCAAUGAAUGACGCACUUGUUAAGACUUUGAUUA